Messenger RNA from Prorocentrum cordatum, 301 nucleotides. The record is from the annotation of a GenBank genome assembly. Lineage: Eukaryota; Dinophyceae; Prorocentrales; Prorocentraceae.
AUGCGAGAAGGGCGGGCAGUGGCAGCGGGCUGUGGCGCUGUUCAGCGAGAUGCGGAAGACGAAGCUGGAGCCCAACUCAGCUACAACGCUGGGGUGAGCGCGUGCGAGAAGGGCGGGCAGUGGCAGCGAGCUUCGGCGCUGCUGAGCGAGAUAUGCGAAGCGAUGCUGGAGCCCAACGUCAUCAGCUACAGCGCUGGGGUAUGCGCGUGCGAGAAGGGUGGGCAAUGGCAGCGGGCGCUGGCGCUGCUGAGCGAGAUGCGGGAGGCGAAGCUGGAGCCCGACGUCAUCUCUCUACUACAAU